Molecule: messenger RNA, 5002 nt
Organism: Cyclopterus lumpus (lumpfish)
Lineage: Eukaryota; Metazoa; Chordata; Actinopteri; Perciformes; Cyclopteridae
Exons: 10
Coding region: 144-3593 (1149 amino acids)
Biological process (GO): signal transduction
Cellular component (GO): cytoplasm; cytoskeleton
Molecular function (GO): GTPase activator activity; protein binding
Source: RefSeq, a predicted model, not a curated record
GGAGCCCCGUCCCGUACGACUCACUUGCCCCGGACCCGCUCAGAAAAGCUGCCUUCAUCCCGACGACCAGCUUAAAAAAAAAAACACACACACACAACCGUUUCACGUUUGUUUUACGCCUCGUUUACAAUGUGAAGAAGAACAUGGCCGGGACAAGCGCUGAUUGGGUGGAGAUCCUGGAGCCUCGCUCCCGCGAGCGCAUGUAUGUGAACCUGACCACUGGCGAGUGCGGCUGGGACCCCCCGUUGAACGUUCCUGUCCGCCAGGCCGACGGAAACCAGUGGUGGGAGCUCUUCGACCCCCAGAGCGGCCGAUUCUACUACUACAACUCUACCGGGCGCCGCACAGUCUGGCAUCGACCCCAGGGAGCUGAUAUUGUGCCCCUCUCCCAGCUGCAGGCCAUGAGACGGUGCAGCGAGGCCAAGCGUGCCGGAGGGGGCGGCGUGGACAGGCCCAACCAUGGGAGUAUCGGCAGUGUAGGGAGCCAGGGGCGCUUCACGCCGCUGCCCGAGCAGGACGGAGACGGCCCUGUCCCCAGAGCUCCGGAGGCCAAUGAGGAGACUGUCGACCCCGAGCUGGACCCCGCCGUGGACAGCAGAUCGCAGGGAGACGGGAGCAGCGCCGACAAUAGCACGGAGGGCAGUAAAGACCAACCGAGGGAUGCCUCUCAAAGAUGGCAGCCUGCACCUGGAUCUAAGGCAGCCAUGUUGGUGAAAGUGAACAGCAUGAGCCGUAGCCAGCCCAUUCCAGCCUCGCCGCCGCCGCCGCAGCAGCAGCCGCCGCAGCAACACCUCCAGCACAGUGCACACAGCAAAGCCAACACCUUCACCCUGCACCCAUCCGGCAACAAGCCCCAGGGGGGACACUUAAACACUACCCAGGGAUAUAAAACUGCCCCUUCUGGCAAAAUCACCACUGACGCACGUCAGGCCCAUCACCUGAGAAAAGCCAGCAAUGGCAGCUUCUGUUUGGUGACAUUAGACGGUAGCCAUCCCAGUCCACUCCUUCACAGGGCACAGACCAGCACACCGUGCCCCGUCUCACCCCAGUAUGGCUGCACUACCCCAAUCUAUGACGAGCCAGUGUCUGAGUGUCCCAUAUAUGACGAACCCCCGACUGACAUGGAGGUAGAGGGGGCGCACCUGUACAAUGGACCUCCUCUGUCUCGCCUGACACCUACCCAUAGCCUCCAAAAACCCAGACACCUCCAGCACCCUGGUUCUUCUCAUUCAGGGUCCAGACACAGGAGGAAUCCCUCUGCCUCUGACUACAGCCCAGCUGGUCUGGAGUGCAUCAAGCACAUGAUCAACGUGGACCCUAAACAGGGGCUGCUAUCCGGCUCUCCUGUACCCACACGUAGCCCUUCCCCUACCUCCAGGCAGGAUCCGGUCUCGACCCAGCCACAUCUCCAGCCCCAGGCCCACUCUUUGCCCCAGACUCGAGCGCCGUUGAGGGACAGAGAGCCAGGGACCCCAGGCCCAAGUACACUGGACAAGAAGCAGAGCUGGCGGGUCCUUGAGGCCACUGUCCAGCGCGCCAUGGAGGCACGACACAGCAGGCAAAGCAGCCAGGCCUCGCAAGACUUCCCCUCCUCUACCCCCCAGGCCACAGCAAACUAUCAAGACUCUGGUUACUCCACCGGCCCCUCUCCAAGUCUGAGAAGAAAGAGCAGGAGGCGGGUGGGAGCCGGUGGUGGCGCAGGAGGCCGGCCGGGGUCGGUAGGCAGCAGCGGGGAGCUGUGCGCCCUCAACGAGAGGCUCAUGGCCGAGAUGAGGGAGGUGGUGAGUCGCUCCAACACCAUGAGGGAGGUGCGAGCUGGGCUGGAUCCGGAAAUGGGGGAGAUGGUGGUCGUACCCCUGACGCGCUCCCCUGCCGACUCACUCCGGUGGUACGGAGGAGGGGGUUCAGCAAGCAGGUGUGCAUCACGGGAGGAACUCACCGGGGCUCCCCGGUCACUGAGCAGGGCUGGCAUCCCUGCGCUGACGCCUCUGGAGAUACCAGGGAGGCAGAAAAGGACCUAUGAGAAGGUGGACACCUUGGAGUUGAGUGUGAAUAGCCAGGCCAGCCUGUCCUCGCCAGAGACCCCAGGGCCGCCCUCCCAGGAGGGCACCCUUGAACUGCAGGCUCAGUUGGAGAGCAGGAAGAAAGGCAUGGUGGAUGGGCGCACCGCUUCCCUGGGCCCUCACCGCCCUGCCAACCAUGACAACAGGGAGGGAGGUGACGGGGCAGGAGGCAGAGCGAGGGGGUCCUCCUACCAGCUCUCCUACGCCACCCUGCGGCAGCCCCCGCCUCCCAACAUGGGCAUGGAGGACUGGGCCAGCAAGCACCUCAACAUGCACACGCAGGGCCUGUUCCGCCGCCGCGUCUCCAUCGCCAACAUGCUGUCGUGGAACCGCGGGUCCAUCAAAAAGCCCAUGCUCGUCACCAGCAACCGCGCCGUCCGCAAGGAGGCCUGCGAGAUGUUCAAGCUGGUGCAGGCCUACAUGUUGGACCGGCCCUCGCGCCUGGACCGCCGGCACUGCGUCCUCCUCAUCAUCACCAAGUGCUGGGACAUGCCGGGGCUGCGGGACGAGCUGUACGUGCAGCUGGUGAGGCAGACCACGGGCAACGCCACCCCCAGGAGCUUGGCGGCCGGCUGGGAGCUGAUGGCGGUCGGCCUGGCGUUCUUCGCCCCCUCUCCCAAGUUCCGCUGCUACCUGGAGGGCUACAUCCAGAGACACACGGAGCCCACCAGCGACAAGAAAUGUGAGUCUCAAACUGAGCAACAGGUGACUCAGUUCAUAUUGGAGCAGCAGGACCUAAAGCUGAAGAAGAAUUCAAAGUCCAGAAAGAAGAGGAAACAGAGCACGGAUGAGGACGAAGGUCUGCCCAUCAGCACAUACGCCAAGUUCUGCUAUCGGAAACUGCAGAAGGUGGCGAUCACCGGAGGCAAAAAGGGUCUUCGCAAGCCCACCUUGGAGGAGAUCGACCACAGCAGGCGGGCCAUCGUCACGCCCUCCCUGUUCGGCAGUUCUCUGGAGGAGGUGAUGGAGAGGCAGAGCGAGCUCUUCCCCGACAGGAAACUGCCCUGGGUGCAGGUUCAGCUUUCCCAGUACGUCCUGGCGCUGGGCGGGGCUCAGACUGAGGGCAUCUUCAGAGUGCCUGGAGACAUUGAUGAAGUGAAUGCUCUGAAGCUCCAAGUGGACCAGUGGAGGAUCCCAGAGAACCUCUCCGAUCCCAACGUCCCUGCCUCUCUGAUGAAGCUGUGGUAUCGAGAGCUGGAGGAACCUCUCAUCCCGAUGAACUUCUACAAGCAGUGCGUCAGCAACUGUGACGACCCGGUGGCGGCCAUCACUGUGGUCCAGUCUCUGCCCGAGCUCAACAGGCUGGUGCUGUGCUACUUCAUCCACUUCCUGCAGGUAUUCGCUCAGCCGUCCAACGUGGCUGUGACCAAGAUGGACGUGAACAACCUGGCCAUGGUGAUGGCUCCCAACUGCCUCCGAUGCGAGUCCGACGACCCGCGGAUCAUCUUCGAGAACACGCGCAAGGAGAUGUCCUUCCUGAGAAUGCUGAUCGUUCACCUGGAGACGGGUUUCGUUGAAGGGGUGGUGUAGACCACCCUCCCCCACCCCUCCUCCCAGGUGCUGAAUCGGCAUCUCCGGUUACACAUUUACAAUCGUGCACAAACACUGUUUGGGUUCAGACCACACUGGAAGCUCUCUGGGCCAGAUGUUGCAACACGAGCAGAGUGAAAACGGCUCGGACUUUGGACCCCUUGUUUCCUUGCUUUCUCACAGAGAGACGAAAAGCCGAGGUUUCACCGCGUUCUCCUUUUUGAUACUAAAAUCAACAGUGACGGCUUCGAAGCGUCUCGCUUUUAGAUGUUGGUAUUUUUUCUCAGCGCUGCGUGAGUGAACAGCUUUACUCCGAAUGGGCGGUGGCGCGGUUCCACGGGAGAACCGGGCUGCAAGAAGCUAGAGUCUUAAGAGUAUUUCAGAAGUAAUCGCAUUCACUAGACACCUGAAGACCGCAGCGUUGACAUUCUGAUUUCAUUCAAGUGUGUGUGUGUGUGUGUGUGUGUGUGUGUGUGUGUGUGUAAGAAAGACACAGACUUCCUUUAGCGUGUACAGAAAGAUUUACUAAAUAUUUUUUUAAAAAGUAAAAGAAUGCUUGUAAGGGCGUCUUAUUAAUAAGCUUGCCUGUGCCGUCUUCAUACCGGUAGCCGGUCUCCAAGCAGCCGCUCCGAGUACGGAGCCUUCAUUUCAAAGUGCAUGCUGGGAGGAUUUGCGGAGAGCUCUUUUGUAACGGAUGGCGGCCAUUUCCUGAGGAAAUAAUCUGGGAAGUGCUUUGAUUUUACAACUCUAAACGCUCGAGACUAGUUGUAAUUACAGUUUAUGUCAUAGCGAUGGGGAGGGUGGUUGGUAAUUCAACUGAUAAUCUUUGUUAUAUAUACACACACAUACAUAUAUAUAUAUAUAUAUAUAUAUAUAUAUAUAUAUAUAUAAAUAAAUACAAAAAAAAACAUCUUUUAAUUGGAUUUGUGUUAUCUUUUGUUUGUGGUCUGUAUGUUUUUCCUGCUCAGGUCUUCUAAUAAAACGGGUGUAGGAUGUGAUAACUGUACACGGCCUCCCUCACAGAGCGUGAGCCCCGAUACUAAGAAUGGAGUGUUGUUCAACUGUGGAGCACUAAGAGAAUGUAGAUGAAGCUUUUUGUGACCGCUCAGGCUUUGCCUAAUAUGUAAAUAAAUUAUCUGUGUAAAUAGCAUUAACUCUCCUCCAGCGUAUCCUAAUGAUCCAGGUUAAGGGUGAACUUAAAUGUCGCUGCAAAGAGCAAUAAAAAAAAAAAGAAAACAUUGUUUUUGUAAUUAACUGUUCAUUUCUCUGCUGUAACCGCCUGCCUUUUGAACAGAGGACGGAUUCAAACCACUCUCCGUGUGUGCGUGUGUGUGUAUAUGUGUGUGUUUGCAUACCUUCUUGUUAUAAUAUGGAAUGACUGUCCAUGAAUAAAGGUUUGUUCAAUUGUA